Messenger RNA from Acanthamoeba castellanii str. Neff, 486 nucleotides. RefSeq lists its product as uncharacterized. The record is from RefSeq and is a predicted model, not a curated record. NCBI's taxonomy places the organism in Eukaryota, Discosea, Longamoebia, Acanthamoebidae. The transcript has 3 exons. The annotation marks the transcript as partial.
GACGGCCGGAAGGAGCCGGGCUCGGCGCUCUUCGCCAGCUACGCCCCGCCUGCCGGUCUGGAGCCGUAUGCCUGGGCCGCCCGAGGGACUGGCAGGGCGCGGGUCACGCUCGACCUGGGCGUGCGGCCGCCUGCGGCCACCCGUGCGCUCUCGCGCAUCGUGAUCUACAUGACCGCUCGCAUGCGCGACGCGCUGGCCAAUGCCACGACCCACUCCUCAGCGACUGUCGACACAUUCCUUUCCACCGAAGCCGUGCCAGCGGGAAGUCUCGGCAACACCAGUGUGAGGGUCGGAGAUAAAAUCGUGAGCGGGGCAUCGCUGUUGGUCGAGUCCUUCUUCGGCCUCUUGCCCUCGGCGGCCCUCGUCCUCGAUGACACUCAGAUGACUCCGACCCAGUCGCUCGGCUCGCUGUCCUGCGCCGCAUGUCCCGCCCACUCCACCAUCUCCAACGCGCCUCGCACCAGCGUCAAGGUCCGUUUUUUUUAA